CAGCAACUGCUGUUGCCCACUGCAAGAGAGGAAAUGGCCUCAUAAAAGUGAAUGGAAGACCUCUGGAAAUGAUUGAGCCCAGAACUCUGCAGUAUAAACUGCUUGAACCUGUCCUCCUCCUGGGGAAGGAACGGUUUGCUGGUGUCGACAUCAGAGUCCGUGUCAAGGGUGGUGGCCACGUAGCACAAAUCUAUGCUAUCCGUCAGGCUAUUUCCAAAGCAUUGGUGGCUUACUAUCAAAAAUAUGUUGAUGAAGCUUCCAAGAAAGAGAUCAAGGAUAUUCUAAUCCAGUAUGACAGGACCCUGCUGGUUGCAGAUCCUCGCCGUUGUGAAUCCAAGAAAUUUGGAGGACCUGGUGCUCGUGCACGCUACCAGAAGUCUUACCGUUAAAAUUGUUCUAACAUCAUGUGACAGUCAAUAAACAAAGAAAAUUUGAUAAAUU
Messenger RNA from Nipponia nippon (crested ibis), 441 nucleotides. The record is from RefSeq and is a predicted model, not a curated record. NCBI's taxonomy places the organism in Eukaryota, Metazoa, Chordata, Aves, Pelecaniformes, Threskiornithidae.